UAAACAAAUCACACGCCCUCGAGCCAAUAGCCGAUGUUUCCAGAGCCAAAAUGAAUGUUUGCAAGCCCAAGGCGGUUGGUCCUGAUGGACUUUUUGUGAGGAAGCGUUUCACGCGACAUCCGGUGGUGAUUUCGGCCAAGAGAUUUGCUGCCAUACAAGGACGCUCUCGCCAGGAUGAGAAGCAUGCCCAAAUGGAGGCCGUGGAGGAGGAGCGAAGAUACCGCCAGUAUCUGAAGGAUGGCAACGAUCUGCUGUGCAGCUUAUUCACGGAUCCCACAGUUCCAAAAGUCAAGAAGUCGGAAAGGGCCAAGCUCAAGGAGGCCAAAGAAGCCGUCAAAGAAGUGGACACCAAGUUGGCGGACGAGCGUUUGCGCAAGCAGAGGAUCCUGCGGGCCAACAACCUAUUGGAUCAACUGAAGCCCGGACCGCGAGCCCUGCACCAGGCUCUCCUGGAGAGCGAGAUGAUCCACCAGAGGAAGUACCAUGAGGCCUUAAAUGAGGAGAUAGCCGAGGCAGCCCGUGCGCAGGAGAGGGCCGAUGAGGACCUAUGCCCGGCAGCUCUAGUACCCUUUGGUCAUGCCACCGAGGAGGAGGAGGUAGCCAAACAGACGGCCAAAAACCUGGAGCACGCCAAACUCAUGCGUGAGGACAUUGCGCAGAGAGAGAAGAUCAGGGAAGCCGAGCGGGAACAGAGGAUCUUCGAGGAGAAGGUGGAUCGGGCGCAGUACAAAUGCCUGCAGGAGAAGGAGGAGAAGGAGCUCAAGGAGAAGAAGGCUCGAAAGAUAGCCUUCUACCGCAAAGCUCAUCGGGAUGCCAUAGAGGAGAAGGCCGAGAUCGCAGAGCACGAGAGGAUCUGCGAUGCCAUCGACGACCGGCGCAACUGCGUCUAUAUCGUGGCCAGCCGCAACCUGGACAGUCGCUAUGGAAGGCAUGUUAAGGAGCUUCGGCAGAAGCGUCAGCAGGACAGGGAGCAAAAGGCUAUCCUCGUCUGUCGAGCGCAGAAGGCGCUCGAAAGGAAGCUGGAGGAGCGCCAGAUAAAGGAGGAGGACCGCCACGCCUUCGAGACGGAGGUGGACCAGAACCGGCGCCUGUGCGAGAUAGAAGUUUUGGCCAAGCAGCGCAGGGCGUACCAGUUGGUGGAGCGGGAGCAGGACGCCGAGAAGCUUCGGCGACAACAGGAGCUGCAGCGCUUCCAUGUGGCCCGCCGCCUCAAGAACGCCGAGGCCAAUCGGUUCUUCGAGGCCUCCCAGAAACGAAAGAGGGACAAGGUUAAGGAGGACCUGCGAAACGUGCUCUUCGGCCAGAGGGAUGAGUUCCUUGAGAAGCGUCGCGCUGAACUGAUGCAGCUGACUGCCUGCAAUGAGGAUCCCUACUUGGAGGACGACAAGAAGUUCUUCGAGCAGGCUGUCCAGAUAAUGGAGGAGUCCCGGAAAGUUGGUCGACCCCUGUACCCCAUUGCCACCGCCGUGGAUCGCUACGAGCGGGAGAACCAGCUGGACAUGCGACCAGAGGGCAAGAUAGUGAAGAGAAGUCGCCUGCGGGACUACUGCUGGCCGGGAUUCUAUUCCAAGGCGGAACUGGCCUACAGGAAGUACGAGCAGCGCGAGAUGUGCCGCGAGGAGCAGGUGGCCGAUCGCCACCAGAUCUACUGCAAUUCCGUGAAGAUCAAAAAGCUGGCCGAGGUGGAAAGCCCGUAUACGCCCUGCGUGGCCUCUUGCCCCAUCAAUUGCUUCCAUCGCAGGGGAAUGCCCGCCACGGACAGCACGGAAUCCUUUGACUACGGCCGUCAUAUCUGUUACACGGACACCCCCACCGUUGGGGCUUGUCCUGGUCCCAUGCAGGUGAUCCACAACGAUCCGCUGGAUAGCCAGAGGAAAAUCAGCCAGAUGUCGAUGAAACUGCCACCCAUGCCAGAUUUGACUAAAAAGGAACCACCAUCCUUUCGAGCGGUUGCAAACAGGGUUAUCGGUUCUAUAACCAAGCCCGAAUUGGUCCCAACUGUCCAGACGUCGACCACAAGCUUAAAAGGUCCUCCUGCACCUACAGGUCCGGUAACCAGACCAGCAGCACCCACUCAGCCUGAACCUAAAUCUCCAGACAAUGUCAGUCUGCCGAAAUCCCAGCCUCCCGUGAGGCCUAGGACAAAACGAGGCUCCAAGAAGGCCAGUUCCGUGACAAAGCCGCCACCAACUGGUAAUGAUAGACCAGCACCAGUGCCGAAUCCAACGGGAACCUGGGGAUCUGGGUCUCUCCAGCCAGCCCCGACCAAGAAGGGAAAGUAACCAAGAAACCUUGACUUGAUUUUACCAAAAUUUACGUUCCUAGAACUUAUUGUAUUGAUGUUGUCCGUUCGCCAAAGAUAAAUAUAGAAAAAGGAAGCCCA
Drosophila eugracilis is the source of this 2383-nucleotide messenger RNA. Its product is annotated as trichohyalin. Bases 51 to 2282 code for a protein of 743 amino acids. NCBI's taxonomy places the organism in Eukaryota, Metazoa, Arthropoda, Insecta, Diptera, Drosophilidae. The record is from RefSeq and is a predicted model, not a curated record. The transcript has 2 exons.